This is a messenger RNA of Zeugodacus cucurbitae (melon fly), 2864 nucleotides long. RefSeq names its product protein cereblon (gene ohgt). The record is from RefSeq and is a predicted model, not a curated record. Bases 140 to 2230 code for a protein of 696 amino acids. The transcript is spliced from 7 exons. Lineage: Eukaryota; Metazoa; Arthropoda; Insecta; Diptera; Tephritidae.
UGGUGAAUAAAAUGUGACCCCACAGUAAGAAGAAGAAAUGCAAAAAUGAAAACAGUAAAGAAUUUUUAUAGAAUCGCUAGUGCAAAAUAUUGGUAAAUAAAAAUAUUUGUAUUUGAGAAAUUAUCGGGAAUCAAUGUAAAUGGAUCAACAAGCAGCUACAGGAACAUCGUAUACGGAUGGUGCGAUAGGUAAUCAAUCCACUGAACUGACUGCGACACAUUUAAAUGCAAGUGUUGAAACUGUGCCGCCAAGUGAAGGUAGUGAUGUUGGGGCCUCUGUUGAAUCUACGCCGAAACCCCUACUAGAGAGCAGUGUUCAAGCAGAUGCAACAGAUAUAGGAAAUGUUGAUGAAGAGCCGUCCGUUAUAAGUGCAAGAAAUGAAGCAGUACCAGAAAACAUCUCCGUUGCACAGCCAGGUACAGGGUGUGCAUUGCAACCAACAGAUGCUUCUACAAUACCCACUGCAAUAAAUACUGAGGCUAAUCCUUCAAACUAUGACGAAAAUACGCCAGAAGAAGGCGUGCAAUUAAUGGACAAUAACCUAACGUCAGGUGCAGUAGCAGCCAAUAUGGAGAUUGAAGUUGAUCAGCUACAAAACACUAAUGGUCAACCACAAAUUGAAGCAGAUGGCAUCUCACUUGAAGAGCUUGCACAAAAUAACAAUGAGAACGAAGAUGAAAAUAAUGAAGACAUACGUUUUGAUCCCUCACCGCUAAUUGAACCACUCUUGGAAGAUGAUGAAAUGGGCGAACAAGGCGUGGACGAUGACGAUGAUGAUGACCAGCCAAUAGGUGAUUAUGAGGGUGAAGAUAACUUAAUGCUGGAGGACAUUUCGGAUGAUGCUUCAACUUCCCCAGAUGCUGUUUUUGAUGAUGACCAAAUGCGCGCUGCCUUUAGUGAAAUGCUUGUGCAAAAUAGACGCGGUGGUGAAAACUUUAUGCAACGUCUGCGCAGCGCUUUCUUUACAAUGGAACAUAAUCGGGAGCGUCGACGCCAUGAAACGGAAACCAACGAAGUGGAAGUUGAAGAACCCGAACCUGAAAAUCCUGUAAGCUUUGACACCAGCCUACCAGCUGAGCAUUCAUAUUUGGGCGAGAAUAUGGACCGCGUGUCGGGUGUGCAUUAUUUGGAAGUUGGGCAACAAUACAAUUUAAUGCUUUUCAUGCAUCAGCACAUACUAUUUCCUGGUGAAGUGCUGCCCUUUAUGAUCUCCGGUUCGAUCAUCGAAUCUGAUAUGAGCGCACAAAAUGGUUUGCUCUUUGGCGUUUGCUUCCCCACGCUCUGCAACAGCGAGGAGAUAGACGAUAACUUUUAUGGCGUCACUUGUCAAAUCUAUGAAAAGGGUACCGAUGAACGUGGCAACACUUUGAUCAAAUCGCGCGCAUUACAACGUUUUGUUACCAAAGGAAGUCAAGUGACGGGUCCACUGUCAUUUAUAGCCGCCCAUCCACAAUUCAAGGUCUACGGCAAAGUUAGAAUACUUCCUGAAAUCUAUUUACGCGAACCACUUCAAUGCAUUGAUAUGGGUUCACUGAAUCGAUUUCGUGAUAUAAAUUCCAUGCGCGAAACCUAUAAACGUUAUCAAGCAGCCACAACAGCUUGGCCGGCACAUAUUUACGACUACUACAGCAUUACGGCCAUUGUGGAAAAGGCGCGUUCACAAUUGGCACAGCACAAAAUCGACACAAUGCCCACUGAUCCAACCCAAUUGUCAUUUUGGUUGGUACGCAAUCUGCAUCUGUCCGAUAGUCUAAUGAAGACCAUAUUUCUGACCGAUUCGGUUAAUAUACGUAUGAAACUCAUAUCGGACACAUUUACGGAUGAUUCGGUUUUUACUUGUCGUUAUUGUGGCAAUCGCAUAGCAAACUGUCAACAACUAUUCGCAAUGUCAAAGCAUGGCGUGCAAACGCAGUAUUGCAAUUCGGCUGGUUAUAUACAUGAAACAAAUACUGUCUAUCAACUAUUACCGGACGCAAUUACAUAUAGUGGACAGCCAUCCGCAAAAUUCAGCUGGUUUCCUGGUUAUGAAUGGCAUAUUAUUGUCUGCAAAAUUUGCUCACGUCACAUUGGCUGGAAAUUCAAAGCGCUCGAACCGAAUUUAGUGCCGAAAUCAUUCUUUGGCAUUUCCAGCUCCAGCGUACGCAUUAGCUCACCAACACCGGAAAACACCAAUUCACGCGCAGCAGUUUUUCAAAGCUUGAUGAGAUUAGUGCGCCGCGAAAUGCAAUGAAUUUGGAGAGCGGUGAAGCGUUUAAAUUGCAAUUGCCAUUGUUGCGGCAUGAGGCGUGUGAAUAGAGCCCCGCAGCCGCAGGAAAAUGAACUAAAUGUUAUAGAUUUGGUGUGACCCUAUGUGCUUAGUGAUGUGCGGCAUUUGGUUUGCCAAAUAAUUAAAGAAAAGUAAAACGUUUCACCCGGCAUUAUAUAUAAUUUUCUAUAUACAUACAUAUUUAAGCGGUGCUAAUGUUCGUAUAGAAUUAAAAAUUAUACUGAUCGACAAAUUUGGUGACUCGUGUAGUGCGACAACACAUCAGCAACUUCAUAUUGACAACUUUUUUGAUUAUUAUAAACAAGAGUGUGUGCAAAACGGAUUUUACUUGAAUUAAUUUUUGAAGAAAAAUUGAAUUAUUUAUUGAAAUAUGUUUGCUUUAUAUGUACAUAUGUGCUGUUAUAUGCAUAUUAAAAAAGUCAGUGCGAAUAUUGCGACAUGUUGAGCAAGAUUUUGUUGGAAUGACAAUUUUUGCUAACCUAAAAACUACGAUGAUUUGUUGAGGGCGUGACAGAGUAUCAUUUUCAAAGCCACAACGAUUUGUUUUUAUUUAUUGUAAAACUAAUAUAUUUUCUUUUCAAAUCCAUAACUACGACUA